Molecule: messenger RNA, 1933 nt
Organism: Astyanax mexicanus (Mexican tetra)
Lineage: Eukaryota; Metazoa; Chordata; Actinopteri; Characiformes; Acestrorhamphidae
Gene: ywhaz
Product: tyrosine 3-monooxygenase/tryptophan 5-monooxygenase activation protein, zeta polypeptide
Exons: 6
Coding region: 174-908 (244 amino acids)
Biological process (GO): signal transduction
Cellular component (GO): cytoplasm
Source: RefSeq, a predicted model, not a curated record
CACCGAUGAGCUCUUGGUGACUGUCAGCUGGGAAGCAGGGAAGGCUGCACGGAUACACGCCCUGGUUACGAGGUCGGCAAACUGUUGAGCGAUUUCGUCUCGUCUUCCGCUCUGCCUUCGGAAUAAGGACGUCUUUCGGCUUCGCCUUUGCCUUUCUCGGGAACUGAGCAGUGAUGGAUAAGAGUCAGCACGUGCAGAAGGCCAAGCUUGCAGAGCAGGCUGAGCGCUACGAUGACAUGGCCGCCUCUAUGAAGGCUGUGACGGAGCUGGGAGAGGAGCUGACAGACGAGGAGAGGAACCUGCUCUCUGUUGCCUACAAGAACGUGGUGGGCGCCCGUCGGUCAUCCUGGAGGGUCAUCUCUAGCAUCGAGCAGAAGACAGAGGGCAGCGACAAGCAGCAGAUGGCUAAAGAGUAUCGUGAGAAAAUUGAGGCAGAGCUACAGUCCAUUUGCAAAGACGUGCUGAAUCUCCUGGAUAAGUUCCUGAUCCGCAGCACGUCUCCAGCAGAGAGCCAGGUGUUCUACCUGAAGAUGAAGGGAGACUACUACCGUUACCUGGCGGAGGUUGCUACAGGAGAUGAAAAAACCAACAUCAUCCAGAAGUCACAGGAAGCAUACCAGGCUGCAUUUGACAUCAGCAAAGACAACAUGCAGCCUACCCACCCCAUCCGGCUCGGCCUCGCACUCAACUUCUCGGUCUUCUUCUAUGAAAUCCUGAACUCUCCAGAGCAGGCCUGUGAACUCGCCAAGAAGGCUUUUGACGAUGCGAUUGCUGAGCUUGACCAGUUAACUGAGGAUUCAUACAAAGACAGCACGCUGAUCAUGCAGUUACUAAGAGACAAUCUGACACUGUGGACCUCGGACAAUCAACCGGACGUUGAGGAUACGGAGGAGGGUCGAGAAAACUAAGGCCACAAACUCCAGUCAGCGCUUCAACAACCAGAGAGACUCGCUCUCUACUACUCCUCACCAGCCUCUGCCAUCAGUGUGUGUGCAUUUGUACUGGAGUGUGACUGAAAGAGAGUGUGAGUGUAUGUGUGGGCAUGUGUGUAUGUGAGACUGAGUGCAUUUUGGGCAGGGGUCUGUCUGGAGAACUUGAGGUUCCUUUGGCACAAAAGUAGGGCUGCACAGUACAGGCAAAACUCCAAAUGAACAAUUCACAUUAGUACAUUUUUGUGACCAAAGUAAUGUCACCGAAAUUUAUUCUUAAUAUGUUUGUAACUGGGUGGAAUGCUCACAUUAACUUAUAAUCAGAGAGGUCGGCUAGAGGGCUCAUUUGCAUAUCGCAGCCUGUGAUGUCAGUAUUGCAAAGGCCAAGAUCAUGUUAAGGUAUUAAGAAGCAGUGUAUUGUGCAGCCCUGCACAAAAGUGAGGGAAAGGGUGAUUUUUAGUAUAUUGUUUUGUAUGUGCUUCAUAUUUACAUGAAAACAUCGAGAAGUCUUGUUUGAUCUGUGGUUUACACCAAGAAGCCAACAUGAACGUACGUGUGCAUAUGUAUGUAUGUGUGUGUGUGUGUGUGUGUGUGUGAGAGAGUGAUUGAGUGAGUGAACGAGAGACGAGACAGCUUGUUUAGGGGUGUGUUUAGACAUUUGGGCUGGCAUGGGCUUUAGACUGCCAUUGUGUUCCUUCUUCACCAGUCUUGAGAAAUGAACGUUUUUAAGGGACAGAAAAUGACGUUUGUUCCAUUUUUCUUCCAGUUCAUUUCUCUUCAUGAUGUGCGUCACCUUUUCUGAGGUACAGCACGAGCGCAAACGAGGACUUUUUGCUUAUACUGUAACUUUGAUACGUCUUUUUCAGCCGAGCCGUAAGACUUUUACAUGAGCUUGCUUAUCUAUCCAGUUACUGUUUAGGAGGGUUUCGUUUAUAUGUACUUCUUGCGCCUUUUUUUGGAUUUGUUUAGUCUUUUGUUACUCGCCUAGAAUGCAUGAGGCUAAA